AUGAGGGGCCUUCUGCUGCUCGCCUUGUCGUCUUUGCUCUGCUGGGUCUCAGCUGACAUUCGCUGUCACUCCUGCUACAAGGUCCCUGUGCUGGGCUGUGUGGACCGGAAGUCCUGCCGUCUGGAGCCAGGACACAAAUGCCUGACAACGAAUGUGUACCUCGGCAAGAUGUGGGUUUUCUCCAACCUUCGCUGCGGCACGCCCGAAGAGCCCUGUCUGGAGGCCUUCAACCAAACCAACCACAAGCUGGGCCUGACCUACAACACCACCUGCUGCGAGAAGGACAGCUGCAACAGCGCCGCCCCGCGGCCCGCCCCGGCCCUGGGCCUGGGCCUCCUCGCCGCCUUGGCUGGCCUUGGCCUCUGGCUGCUGCACUGA
Molecule: messenger RNA, 378 nt
Organism: Pipistrellus nathusii (Nathusius's pipistrelle)
Lineage: Eukaryota; Metazoa; Chordata; Mammalia; Chiroptera; Vespertilionidae
Source: the annotation of a GenBank genome assembly